This is a messenger RNA of Octopus bimaculoides (California two-spot octopus), 3543 nucleotides long. RefSeq lists its product as uncharacterized. Gene Ontology annotation, biological process: regulation of transcription by RNA polymerase II. Lineage: Eukaryota; Metazoa; Mollusca; Cephalopoda; Octopoda; Octopodidae. Gene Ontology annotation, molecular function: DNA-binding transcription activator activity, RNA polymerase II-specific; RNA polymerase II cis-regulatory region sequence-specific DNA binding. Gene Ontology annotation, cellular component: nucleus. The record is from RefSeq and is a predicted model, not a curated record.
CUCCGUACCCGAAAACAGGGGUUUCUGUGAAUAAAAAAAAAUAAAAGGGGAGGGGUACAAAAAGAAGUCUUUCCUCAACAUAAUUUACGGAAUACUUCUUGGGCGUCCAACAACCAAAUCACUGAGGCUACAUUAAUUCUCCAGGCCACACCUGCCUGUAUCUCUCAUUUUGUGACAUUAUGCGACAAAACAGAACUCCUGUCUCUCAUUUGCAUUGGGAAUAGCAAUUAAGGUAAAUUUUCAGAUUAACACCCGCACGAUUUUCACUAGGGUGUUAGGGUGGGAAUUCCGUCCCUAACCCUUAACACCCUAGUGAAAAUCGUGCGGGUGUUUAUCUGAAAAUUAACUGCAAUUAAUUCUCUAAUUAAACACACACUAAUCAAGGCUGAGAUUAAUUAUCAAGUUACUAUCAUCUCAUGCUAAGUGGAGACCAACAUGUCAAAGAAUAGAUCCAAUAUUUCCUCUGCGUGUCGUAAAAGACGGACUUAAAGAAGUUGAGGAUUUGCACUCCGACUUCGUAAAACCAUCACUAGCAACGCCUACUUAACAGAUCCAUAAGUUGGAGGGUUGUCGCCUGGAAUUGGGAAUCAUAAACUGCGACGCGCUAUUGCAGCGCAUUCCUCCAUACUAUUACUGUUUAUUUUCCUCUAAAAACGUAACCUUUCUCUUCACAACCAACCCCUAAUUUCCAGCAUGCGCACGUCCACAUCUUCACACACAUUACAUCUAGCCCUCUCUUUUUGCUCUAUUCACACCAACCACACUUCAGGACACCACACUCAACAUGCACACACAUUUCUUUAAUCUUUAUAGUCAGUCAGUUACUUAUCUUCCUCAGCUUUUCGCUCUUUUGGAUGCAAAACAGUGUUCUCCACACUUCCGCUCUGCAAUUUGUCAUUCUGCUUCAAUUUCAUAAGAUCACUUAAUGCUAUUCUCCUUUUCUGUUCUCUCUCUUCUAUUUUUGAUGAAUUAUUUUUUGCUUCUUCCUCGCAAUGUAAUGAAAUUCUCUCAACUCCACUUCGUUGUUUUCUUUCUUUUCCUGACUAUGCUUGUAUAUUCUGAUGCAUUCUACCUGGAUUACAACUGGGUUUAUCUUAUUAAAGUAUAUAACUAAGUUUUAUGUUAUCAACCAAGUUUAUUUAUUGAACCUAUAUAUAUAUCAGUGUAAAUACUCAGAGAUCUGUUCACCUUUUUUAUAUUAUGACAUCAAAUUGUGGGAAAAUACAGAAUGAAUGAUAUCAGUUUUCUGGUGACAUUGAAAUGGUAACGAUAGAUUCCUUUUAUUUAAAAGAAAUCUGUCCGGUUUUGAAGACAGAAGAUAUACAUUAUGACAUGAAGUACACAAGUGGCUGUUCUUUAUAACCUCAAAUAAGUGACUUUGAAAUAUAAUUUAAGGCUGUAAACAUAUUGCAACUGAGACAUGAAGCAUGGUAACAUACAGAAUCUGUCAUGUGUAGGUGUACAGAAUAAAUCACAUCACAAAAACAUCAAGAAGAAAGUAUUCACAUAAUCUAAAGCCUUAUUUAAACAAAAAUUACUUCAUACCAGAUCAAAAUUUUUAUAAUUCAUAAUAGAACACUUCAUACCAACUCAAACCUAUUAGGAUUCACAGUACAUCAGUUGCUAAAAACAGCUGUCUCUGUAAAAAUGUUCAGAAAUACAAAGCUUGCCAAUGCAUAAUCUUGCCAUAAUUUUCUCUGACAACAAUAAUUUGGCCAAGCAUAAAUGUGUUCAUACUGGUGAAAAGCCAAACUACUGUGAUAUCUAUGGUAGAACAAUUACACAGUAAGGUAUUUGACUAAAUCCAAAUAUAUUCAUUCAGGUGAGAAAUCAUCACUGAAAUCUGUGAGAAAAGUUUCUUGCAGAAAGGUAAAUUAACUGUAUACACACACACACAUACAUACAUAUAUAUAUAUAUAUAUAUAUAUAUAUAUAAGAAAAGUUAUCAGCAUGGUAUGCAGAAAUAUUUUCUGAAGGAGGUAAAAUGACUAAUCACAAACGUACUCACACAGGUGAGAAACCAUAUCACUGUGAUAUAUGUGGGAAAACAUUCUCUGUCUGUAAUAGUCUGACUCAACACAAACAGGUUCACAUAAGACAGAAGUCAUUCCCUUGUGAUACCUGUGGAAAAACAUUUUCUGGUAACAGUGCAUUGACAAGACAUGUACGCAUGCACACUGGUGAUAAUCCACACCACUGUGAUAUCUGUGGAAAAAAAUUUUGUGACAGUAAUAGAUUAACUAGACACAUACGCAUGCACACUGGAGAAAAACCAUACAACUGUGAUAUUUGUGGAAAGAGUUUCUCUGACAGAAGUGGUUUAACUCAACACAUACGUGUACACACUGGAGAAAAGCCAUACCAUUGUGAUAUUUGUGGUAAAACAUUCUCUGGCAAUAGUUCAUUAACUAAGCAUAUACGUGUGCACACUGGUGACAACCCAUACUACUGUGAAAUCUGUGGUAAAACGUUUUCUGACAAUAGUCAUUUAACUCAACAUGUACGCAUACACACUGGUGAGAAGCCAUACCACUGUGAUAUCUGUGGGAAAACAUUCUCUCAGAAUGGUCAUUUAACUCAACAUGUACGUAUUCACACAGGUGAGAAUCCAUUUCACUGUGAUACCUGUGGUAAAUCCUUCUCUCAGAGAGGUCAUUUAACACUUCAUAUACGUGGUCACACAGGUGAAAGACCAUACACUUGUGAUAUUUGUGGCAAAUCAUAUGCUGACAAUCAGAAUUUAAACCGUCACAAACCUGUACACACUGGUGUAAAACCAUAUCAUUGUGAUAUUUGUGGUAAAACUUACUCUGAGAAUAGGAGUUUGAGACAUCAUAAAAAAAAGGCCCAUGGACAAGUAACAGUAAAAGAAUAGAAUCAUUUUGAAAAACUUCAUAAAUUCACAAGCAAAUUUCUAUGAGGCAUAAUACAAUGAAAUUUUUGGGGAACAUUACAGAAAGUGGAUAAGAACUAUGUUUUCAUAACAAUGUUUGUCUCUAACAAACAUAAACUACAUACUUUUUAAAAACUUCUUUCCAGAAUGUUCAACAUGGCAAUGGAACGGAAUAUAGACUUACAUGUCAUUUUGACCUAAUUUGGCUAAAACAUUGUAAAUAUGAAACAGUUUAAUGUUUUAUAAAAGGAAAUUUACAUAAACGUAUAGACCUCUCUAUGAGAUUAUUAAAGAUCAAAAAUAUAUAUUUUUAAAUUAUUAACUUUAAUAUCCACUCUGUUUACACAGACAUUUGUCAUAAUUUUAAUGCUAUGAACUGUUCUAUUUUGUGAUUGAUAUAUUUUUCUGUCUUUCAAGUAAAGUUGCAAUAAUCUAUAAAAACUAUUACACCGUUUCUUUCUAUUAGAAGUAUUUGGAAGUAGGAUGAUUUGAUAUAAAUGCUUUACCUUAAAUAAAACUAGUUAUUUUGUACAGUAUGGCAUUCAAAAUGUCAAAAACUAUUAAAAGAGAGGCAAGCCUUCGUUAGUAAAAGCACACACACAUACACAGGGUGCUUAGCUAAAUUUGAUGAUUUUUUUAUGUCACCUUUU